Molecule: messenger RNA, 822 nt
Organism: Lucilia cuprina (Australian sheep blowfly)
Lineage: Eukaryota; Metazoa; Arthropoda; Insecta; Diptera; Calliphoridae
Exons: 2
Coding region: 39-794 (251 amino acids)
Source: RefSeq, a predicted model, not a curated record
UGCAAAAUUUUGCAUUAAUCAUAAAACUCGGGCUCUUUAUGACCUUUGUAGACUUUGGUCAUGGAUUGGUUUUACAACGUGAAGAAUUUGAUAUCGAAAGUCGAACUAAAUUUGAUGAUGAUCUCAGAGAAGUAGUGGAAUAUAUUAAAUUACAAAUGCAUUGUGGUUUUCCUGCCUACGGAGUGCCACCUUUAGCUCCUUAUCGUAGUGAUUUUACAAAAUUUGAUUUUCAAAAAUCCAGCUGGAGUGUUAAAGGCAACUUUAGCGAUAUGGUGAUUAUUGGUCUUAAUGAGUUUGAUGUUGUGGUUUUACAUUGGAAUAAUAUCUUACGCAAAAUAACUUUUGAAUUCAAUUUUCCCUCAAUUGAAGCUAAAAGUUCUUAUAAAUUAAAUGCUAUAAAUCACAUGUUUCCCACCCCAGUCUAUUUCUUUGGCGAUGGCCUCUUUCGUUUGGAACUUAUUAACUUAAAAGCUAAAGGCAGCUUCAAGUUAAAACCUCUCUUGCUAUCUGGUGGCUUAGCUGUGGAGGAUUUUAAAGCUCAAUUAACACUGGAGUCAUCACAUUCGAAAAGUACUGGUUUUAUGAAUAGUUUAAUUUAUACCAAACUUUUCAACUCUUGGAUAGAGGAAUUUAUUAACUUGACUUUUGCCGAACAGGCAGAGGUAAGCAAGACUGUGGAGUAUUUUGUGGUACCGAUUAUGAAUAAAGCUUUAAAGAAUAUUUCCCUAGUGGAAUUGGUGGCCUUAAUAACAGGCUUGGUGGAUGUGGGUUUACCCACAGAAGUGAUUUGUUAAAGAAAAUUUUAAAAUAAAAUAUUUGAAA